AUGUCUGACAAGACCAUUGUUUGGGUGGCUAAUAGAGAGACUCCCAUCAGAAACAAGCCAGGUGUUUUGAAUCUAACAACUGACGGCUAUCUCAAACUGUAUGAUUCAGAUGGGCGAUCAAUAUGGUCAACAAGAAAGAACCAGAAAGCUAUAGCCUCCAGAGCUAUGAUAUUGGAUUCUGGUAGUUUUGUUAUGUUGGGCGCAAACAACAUAUCUGAAAUUGUGUGGGAGAGUUUCUUGUAUCCAGGAGACACAUGGUUGUUGGGAAUGAAGAUGUGGAAAGGCAUGAAGCUAACUUCUUGGAAGAGUUCGUUGGAUCCAGCACCUGGGCCCUCCUCUUUAGGAAUGGAUCCAGCCCCAGACAAGACGCAGUUUUCGCUACUGUAUAAUAAUAGUGUUACUUACUGGAGCAGCGGAGAGUGGGUUGGUGACCAUUUCAGUGGUAUGCCAGAUAUGCAGAAUAAGUACGAAUCCGAAAUUCUUAGAACGCCCUUUGUAAGGAUUUCUCUCACAAAGAUGUACUUCACGUAUAUUCAGAUAACAAAAUUUGAUAGUGUCAUGCAGCGUGUAGUCCUGUACAAAACUGGAGAUGUACGAGCUUACUAUACAAUUCAUAAUAACAGCUGGAUUAACAUCUGGUCUGUGCCAAAAGACCUAUGCCUUGUUUAUCACAUGUGCGGGGCUUAUGCUGCAUGCAACAGUAACAAUCUUCAAUUCUGCAGCUGUCUCGAGGGCUUCCAUCCCAGAGACAAUCACUCCUGGUAUCCACAAGAAUGGUGGUCAAGCGGAUGCCUUCGCGAUAGCUCUCUCCAGUGCUCUCCUACCAACGGCACCACAGAUGGAUUCGUGCAAAAGAGUGACAUAGCCUUAGCAGAGAAAGACGCUGUUCCAUAUUCCCAAUACCCAUCUCUAUCAGCAUGUUUGGAAAAUUGUUCCUGCACAGCCUUCGAUCUCACUAAUUCUACUCUUCCCAUUUGUAGAAUGUGGUUUGGGGAUCUGUUCAAUAUUCGCGUUGCAUCAAACAGCCAGCCCGUCUUCCUUCGCAUGGCUGCUUCUCAGUUGGGACAGUCCAUAUCCAGUGGAGGAAAAAAUCAAGGACGUGUCCUAUUGAUUUCACUUCCCGUUGGUGGUGUUUUCGUUCUUGUUUUUGCUUUCCUUGUUAUAAUCUUUCUUCGGCGGAGGCGUGGAAUAGAGCUCCGAAUUGCAACCAACAAUUUCAGAGAUAAGUUAGGGAAAGGAGCCUUUGGCUCUGUUCUCAAAGGGGCUCUCCUAGACAAUACCCUUGUAGCAGUUAAAAAAUUAGAGGGUUCUACACAGGUAGAAAAGCAGUUUUGUGCAGAAAUAAGCACCAUCGGAAACAUACAGCAUGUCAAUUUGGUCCAGCUUUGUGGAUUUUGCACGGAAAGAUCUCAAAGGCUGCUGGUUUACGAGUACAUGCACAAUGGUUCUCUCAAUUCCCUUCUCUUCGCUGGAUCACAAAGGCUGUUGGAUUGGAAGACACGGUUCGAGAUCGCUUUAGGCAUUGCCAGAGGCUUAGUUUAUCUCCACGAGGAAUGCAGAGAUCAAAUCAUUCACUCCGAUAUAAAGCCUGAGAGCAUACUUCUGGAUAGCGAUUUCAGCGUAAAAGUGGCUGAUUUUGCGCUUUGCAAAGUUGGUGGGAAGAGAUUUCAGCAGGGUUUUGACAAGCAUGAGAGGAACUCGAGGUUACAUCGCUCCCGAGUGGAUCGACGGCUUAGCAAUUACUUGCAAGGCAGACGUGUACAGCUUCGGCAUGAUGGUGUUGGAGAUAAUAUCGGGUCGAAGAAAUGUGAACAUGAGCAGCAUGCAGAUGUUGAGGAGGUGAGAAGAGCUACGCUUGCAAGCUUGGUAUGCAUUGCACAGGAUGAGAAUGAGAGGCCAAGCAUGGCUCAAGUUCUCCGGAUGCUCCAAGGAAAGAUGGAGGCUGAUACACAGCAAGGUGUUUUUAAAGUUAACGCAUGA
Molecule: messenger RNA, 1980 nt
Organism: Cryptomeria japonica (Japanese cedar)
Lineage: Eukaryota; Viridiplantae; Streptophyta; Pinopsida; Cupressales; Cupressaceae
Product: G-type lectin S-receptor-like serine/threonine-protein kinase At2g19130
Exons: 4
Coding region: 1-1980 (659 amino acids)
Biological process (GO): protein phosphorylation; recognition of pollen
Molecular function (GO): ATP binding; protein kinase activity
Source: RefSeq, a predicted model, not a curated record